Penicillium digitatum Pd1 is the source of this 1566-nucleotide messenger RNA. Its product is annotated as cytochrome P450. Lineage: Eukaryota; Fungi; Ascomycota; Eurotiomycetes; Eurotiales; Aspergillaceae. The record is from RefSeq and is a predicted model, not a curated record. Gene Ontology annotation, molecular function: heme binding; monooxygenase activity; iron ion binding.
AUGUCUAGGGCAACCUCAGGUCCUAGCUUUUGGUGUGCGGCUGCAGCAUGCCUGUUCUUACUCUACGUCACCUACAGCCUCAUCUACGCCUUUUGUUGGUCGCCCCUGCGCCACUUCCCUGGUCCAAGGCUAUGGGCGUUAUCUAGCAUUCCAUCUAACCUCUCCGUCCUCCGUGGCUAUAAUCACCUAGAAAUCCUGGCGCUGCACAAGAAGUACGGUCCCGUCGUUCGCCUAGGUCCCAACGAAUUGGCCUUCAACACAGCUCAGGCCUUUCGCGAUAUCUACGGCACCCGACCUGGCGGUUGUUUUCCCAAGAAUCGAAGCCAUUACAUAGCCCCGGCAAAUGGGGUCGAUCAUUUGGUCUGUGCGGUCGAUGAUGCGACCCAUGCGAGACAGAAACGGCUGCUCGCCCAUGCCUUCUCUGAAAAGGCUUUGAGAGACCAAGAGGGUCUUAUAACAGGUUAUGUAGAUACCUUGAUCACCAAACUACGGUAUCAAGUUCGGCAAGGGACAUCAAUCGUCGAUAUCAAAAGCUGGAUGAACUUCACUACUUUUGACAUCACCGGUGAUCUGAUGUUUGGCGAGUCCUUCGACUGCCUGAAGGACAAUCAGCUUCACCCGUGGAUUAAGUUGAUCUUUAGCUCCAUGAAGGCUCUUGCCUAUACUGGAGUUGUGAAUCAGUUCCCCAUGCUCAAGGGACUACUGGACUUAUUCCUUCCGCGAGAAGUCAAGCGCGUUGGCCAGGAACAUUUUGAUCUGAGUGCACAGAAGGUUGACCGUCGCUUGGAGUCGAAUAUGGCUCGUCCGGACUUUAUGUCUGCCAUUCUUCAGCAUGGACUAAGCGAGGAGAAGGGCCAGUAUCGCGAGAGCGAGCGUAUUAUGACUCGGGCGGAGAUUCAUUCUAAUGGCUUUAUUCUAAUCGUGGCAGGUAGCGAAACAUCUGCGACCCUACUUUCCGGCUGUAUCUUCUACCUGUGUACAGCUCCACACGCCAUGACCCGCCUUGUCGCCGAGAUCCACUCGACUUUCAAACAGGACACUGACAUGACCUUUCGUGCCGUGGAAGAUCUGAAAUACAUGAAUGCUGUUAUCGAGGAGUCGCUGCGUAUCUACCCGCCCUUCGUGACGAGCCUGUCACGGCUUGUGCCACAAGGCGGAGCAGUCGUGAACGGCCACUUUCUCCCUGAGGAAACGGUUGUGGCAUGUCACCACUACGCCUCCUACCACUCCGAGUCCAACUUUACCUUCCCGGACAAGUUUAUGCCAGAACGCUGGCUGGAACCCAAUCCGACUUUCGAGAAUGACAAGAAAGAUGUCUUGCAGCCAUUCAGUCUCGGACCACGUGUCUGCCUUGGAAAACAUCUUGCAAAUUGCGAAAUCCGCCUGAUUCUUUGCAAGCUUCUCUACCACUUUGACAUAGCCCUGCGCCCAGAGAGCACCAACUGGGUCGACCAGAAAGUCUAUUUCCUUUGGGAUAAGCCGGCUCUGACGGUCACGCUGAAAGACAGAUUUCCUGGCGCUGGUGGGUCAGAUUCUCAGGAGCCCAUAGCUCUGUUCUCAGAAUGA